AAGAGCAUCGUCAUCCCUUUUCCCGUGCAUAUUCUAAACAAUAACAGUCACGAGUGUGAAACAGCUGUGCAAUCAGCAGUUUUUUGUUGAUGUUCCAAUCGUUCGUGUUCUAAUCGCGUUUUGCGGAUAGUUUUUCGCGUGAUUUCACCAGAAUUUGUUCCGAUUGUGUUGUGCUGACUAAAUCAUCCGGAGUUAACCAGCUUUUAGCAACAGACUCGCUAGUGCUGAUCCAAUGAAAAUGGCCAACGAGGAAGUCGACGACACCGAGUUCUUUCAGCAGGAUUUCACCACCGCCUCGGAGUGGGAGAUUUUUAACGCUCGAUUGGAGGAAAUCUUCCACGAGUGGAAACUGUCCUACGGUGGGGCGUCGAUGGGAAGCCCUAGGGCGGCACCGUUGGGACCAAACCAGCUAUCGCUUUGCGAGUGGACUAUCGCUAAGGAGAAGAUAAAGUUCGCAGACGUUGAGCUGGACGUCGUGCGGAUCAAGGCUAAUGUGAACAGUGAGGAGGACGCAGUGGCCGUUGGCGAGGAUGUGGAGCCUGGUGAUUGUCAGGCUUUUGUGGAUCUGCUGGCUAACGGGAAUGAUUACUGCAUCAUUGAUCAGAAGGCAGCCGAAGGAGAGUUGCAUCCACUGGCUCAGUGGUACGGAUUGAGAGAGUUUGUCGUGAUUGUUCCGGUGAAGGGUUCCAUUACCAACGAAAGUCAGAUUCGUAUUCUGAUGAGUUCGAUCCACAUCGCGGUCGGCGAGAGCGGUUGCGACGUUCCAGUAUUUGUGCAAGUGCUGGACAAGGUCCAGAAUGUGUUUCUUGGGGUUUGCGAAUCCGGCUCGACGCGGUUGUCGUUCGAUAUCGUGCACUUGAAUGUUACGCCGCCGACGUGCAGAUAUCUGUCCGGAUUGUUGGAUGUUUUCAAGGGCAAAGUUGGGGUACCUUAUAUGGAUCCGGUCGCGGUUUCCGUUCGUUUCACGUACUCUCUGUCCAAGUUUCUAAGUGCCUCCUACGUGGUCCCGAAGAAGGUUCCGUUCUCCCCCAACGGUGACGACGAAGACACCGGAGAUGCAAUAAUUUCCCUUCCAUUUGGAGUGGCCAUCGAUCCGGUAUCGGAAUUGGUUCUGCAUUGCACGUGGCCACACGUCGCUGAUAAUGUCGUGAUCGACUCCCAAACAUACUCCGAUUUUGAUCCUCUAACAGCCCCACUCUGGAGUCUGAGGGCCCACUUCGAGGACACUCCGGUUUGCUACAUGUCCGAUUGCAUCCAGGAGUUCCUGCAGGUAUCCGAUUCUCGUCGGGCCAUCACGGAAUACUUCCCGGAGCUUGCAUUCGGAGCAACCCAAAACCUAGAAGGCUCCAAGGCCCUAGAACGUCUAACCGAGUCCAAGAUCCCGACUUUAACGUCGGUCCUGCCGGGAGCCUCUUCCAGCGGAUCCAAACAGCCGGACCACAUCAAACUGGAAGGACCCAUAAACGAUCACCUUCUGAAAGAUAUGCUCUACUACCUGUUUCCCGAUGCGCAGAAGGAUGCCCUGCAGCACGAGUACCAGAUGCCCUCCCCGGGCCAAGCGGAGUUCGAUCCGUUGAAGAUUAAAUCGGCCAAUCCGGAUUCGUUGGUCCAUCGGCUGGCGCUACUGCUGGCCGUGUGUAAUUCCUACUACGGUGGGAAACGUGCCGUUGCGCAGCUGUGGGCCGAGUUUUCCCAGGAGAUGCGCUACCGAGUGGAACGCUGCAUUCAGAUACCAGGGUAA
This is a messenger RNA of Aedes albopictus (Asian tiger mosquito), 1741 nucleotides long. RefSeq names its product rab3 GTPase-activating protein catalytic subunit. Lineage: Eukaryota; Metazoa; Arthropoda; Insecta; Diptera; Culicidae. The record is from RefSeq and is a predicted model, not a curated record. The transcript has a single exon. Gene Ontology annotation, biological process: positive regulation of GTPase activity. Gene Ontology annotation, molecular function: GTPase activator activity. The coding region runs from base 233 to 1741 and encodes 502 amino acids.